This is a messenger RNA of Dunckerocampus dactyliophorus (ringed pipefish), 6369 nucleotides long. Its product is annotated as synaptic vesicle glycoprotein 2B-like. Gene Ontology annotation, cellular component: membrane. Gene Ontology annotation, molecular function: transmembrane transporter activity. The transcript has 16 exons. Lineage: Eukaryota; Metazoa; Chordata; Actinopteri; Syngnathiformes; Syngnathidae. Gene Ontology annotation, biological process: transmembrane transport; chemical synaptic transmission. The coding region runs from base 695 to 2761 and encodes 688 amino acids. The record is from RefSeq and is a predicted model, not a curated record.
CUGUACCACCGUGCCGUGGAUAGGAAGGUGGCGGCAGGGAGGAGUGCUGCAGAGAAAGAGAGACAGAUGAUAGGGAGAGAAAGAGGCUGGAUCUAUCUUGCCUAAUCCCUCAGCUCUGUCUGCGUGCCGCCUGUGUUGACAAAUGCUCUUCAUCCAUAGGCUACCAUAGCUCAGAUUCAAGGGUGACUGAUGCACUUCUGUGUAGUGUAGCUUUGCUGUGAGACUGGGACAUCACUGAGUACUCGUAAACUUCACUUUGACUCCAUCCUGGAAAACUACACUCUGUUUGGAAUUUUGCCCAUCUUCCACAAAAACACACAUCGUUCCCUUUUCUGUGUGUUCUGGAUAGCCGCCUCAAGCUGGCAGUUCUUCACUAACAAUGCAGGCGUGGCCACUGGAGACACGUUUCAGACUCGAGUCACUGAUACUCCACUGCAGUCGCCCACAUUAGGCCAUGAGACAGGCAUGCAUUAUUCCACACUGACUGCAAAAAAUCAACAAGUGCAAUAAGUGUGGCAGGUGACUCUGACUGAACUCAUUUACUCGUCAUGCUCUAACUGAAGGUUUAUCUCACAUAUUGCAACCUCCAUUACUAGAGGUCGAGCAACCUCAUUAAUCUCACAAAACACAUCAGCAUACAGAUACGCCAUUUGGUGUAAACUCGGUCAGCCCAGAGAAGAUAGAAGCAGGCAGCAUGGCUGACCGUUACCAAAACAACGUAUACCAUCAAAGUGGCAGUGACAGCUAUGGGACGUAUGGAGAAGAAGCUGGCGAUGGUCAUGAUGGAUAUGGUUACCAGGCCGAAUACCCUCCGCAGGAAGAGGAUGCUGCUAGUGAUGUGACUGAAGGUCAUGAUGAAGAGGACCAAAUGUACGAAGGAGAAUAUCAAGGAAUACCACAUCCUGAUGAGGUGAAGGCUGCACAGAGAGCUUCAAGGGCUAAAUCUCGAGCUGCCGGCGCAGUCUCUGAACUGCAGGAGUUAUCGGAACAGUAUGAGGAUAUUAUGGAGGACUGUGGCCAUGGGAAGUUCCAGUGGAUGCUCUUCAUGGUGCUGGGCCUGGCUCUGAUGGCUGACGGAGUCGAAUGUUUUGUGGUUGCCUUUGUUCUACCAUCUGCAGAAAAGGAUCUAUGCCUAUCCAAUGCAGAGAAAGGGAUGUUGGGUCUGGUUGUCUUCCUCAGUAUGAUGGUCGGCGCGUUCGUGUGGGGUGGUCUGGCGGACAAAGUUGGCCGUCGACGCUGUUUGGUUGUGGCAUUAGCUAUCAACUGCAUCUUUGUAUUCCUGUCCUCGUUUGCACAAAGCUAUGGCUUCUUCCUCUUCUUCAGGCUGCUGUCAGGCAUCGGCAUUGGUGGCACAGUGCCAAUCGUCUAUUCGUACUUCUCUGAGUUCCUUCAGAUGGACAAGCGAGGAGAGCAUCUGUCCUGGUUGUGUAUGUUCUGGAUGAUCGGUGGGAUUUACGCCUCUUUCACUGCCUGGGGAAUUAUUCCCAGAUAUGGUUGGGGGUUCAGCAUGGGCACAGAGUUCCAGUUUCACAGCUGGAGGUUAUUUGUUCUGGUUGCGGCUCUUCCUGCCAUAGCCUCUCUGAUCGGACUUACUUUCAUGCCUGAGAGCCCGCGUUUCCUGCUUGAGAAUGCCAAGCAUGAUGAGGCAUGGAUGAUUCUGAAGCAGGUCCACGACACUAACUGGAGGGCCAAAGGACAGCCAGAAAAAGUCUUCACUGUUACACACAUCAAGGCUCCUAAAACAGCAGAGGAUGAGUUAAUCGAGAUCCAAAGUGCAACAGGAACAGCUGUGCAACGAUGGGCAGUCCGCUCCCUUACACUCUGUAAACUGGUGGUGAGGAACGUCGUAUCUCUCUUGUCUGCUGAACUGAGGUUUGCUACUCUCUUCAUGGCCAUUAUCUGGUUCUGCAUGGCUUUCAGUUACUAUGGCCUUUCUGUGUGGUUCCCAGACAUGAUCAAGCACCUUCAGUAUGAAGAGUAUCAGUUAAAAGUCAAGGUGUUCCAUAAAGAAAAAGUAGAGAACUUUCAUUUCAACUUUUCCUUGGAGAACCAAGUCCAUAAAGAAGGGGAAUACAUCCAUGACAAGUUCAUCAAAAUAGAGCUGAAGUCAGUCAAGUUUGAGGACUCAUUGUUUGAAGACUGUCACUUUGAGGACAUCAGGUCCACUGACACGGUGUUUGAGAACUGCACCAUACGCAACACGUUCUUCACCAAUACAGACCUGAAGAAGAAGUUCAUUGACUGUAAAAUGGAAAACAACACCUUUGAGCACAACAAACGUGGCUGCCACCUUGACACUGUUGAAGAGAAUGACGUCCUCAUAUAUUUGGUCAGCUUCCUCGGCAGUCUGGCUGUGUUGCCUGGCAACAUCAUCUCUGCCCUCUUCAUGGAGAAGAUUGGCAGAGUCAGGAUUAUAGGUGGCUCCAUGCUGAUCUCCGCGGGCUGUACCUUUUUAUUGUUCCUGAGCUUCACCCAAUCAGCAAUCAUCGCUUUACAGUGUCUCUUCUGUGGCGUCAGUGUGGCUGCAUGGAAUGGCAUCGAGGUGGUGACAGUGGAACUGUACCCUGCUUCUAAAAGGGCUACAGCCUUCGGCGUCUUGAAUGCUCUCUGUAAGCUAGCUGCGGUUCUUGGCAGCUCCAUCUUUGCCAGUUUUGUGGGUAUCACCAAAGCCAUCCCGAUCCUGCUGUCCUUUGCUGCGUUGGUCUGCGGCGGUCUGGUUGCCCUCAAAUUGCCUGACACACGAGAGAAGAUCCUCCAGUGAGGUCUGUUAAAAAGAAGAGUGUUCCAAGACCUGCGUACAGUGUUUGCUUGAUGUGGAAGUCUUUGCAGCACCACUGGACUUUUACUGCACUUUUCUUUCGAAAGCAAGAACGCAAACAGCUAACACCUUUAAAAUCUAAAAUGCCAUGUUGUGAUGUUUUUCAUGUUGAGCAAUGAGCUUUCAGGGGCUGAUUAGUACUUGUGUGAUUACAAAAAAACACAGAUGGAUAGUUUGUUUUAAGGCUCAGGCGUCAGGACGAUGUGUGAAAGUCAUAUUCCAGAUGAUGCUGUUACUUGAGUGACCAUAAUUACAUCAUCCAUUCGGUUAUCAUUCCACCUGCUCUGUGUUGAAUGCAUGAUGGGGAAUGACAUCACAAACAGACAACCUUUUUUGGAAAAGUCUAAAGACCAGAAGUUUGUCAAUAUUUACAUUUACAGCGGUGGACAACUACCAACCUCAUGCUGUUUGUCCAAAUAUUUCUAAAGGGGUCUCUCUCUAAAAUGGUGUGAACAAUGUCAUAUUUGACUUUCAGUAUUGUUCUAUUUUCUCUGUAUCUUCAAGCAGUUUCUGAUCCUAAUAAGUAAUAGUUUUAUUAACUGGCAAAUGAAAACAAAACUAUUGUAUGUCAAUAGCAAUGGCAAUAGAUAUGUUUGACAUCAACCGUCUGUGUACUAUCAUUAAUAAACUUCCCAAUCAUAAUGGUGGCAUUAUAUAGACACUGUCAGAUCGGUGAGUGAACAAUAUAUUUAUUUUGUGUUGGCAGUGUACAGCAUCAUGCUGAGAGAUGUUAAGUGUAUGCCAUGGUUCCAUGUCCAAACACAGACAUAUCCAAUGUUCUAAAUGUACAGUGCUCUUGAACAUGUCACGAGGUUCCUUUGAAAUGGUGAAAAAGAUCAGAGAUAUGAGUGCUUGUCAAAUUCCCAAAAAACAAUAAAACUAGAUAUUAAAUGAUUACAUAAUAUAUGCAGAUAUCCAUUUUAAAAAAUAAAACUGACCUCAAUCCUAAGCAUAUUGUUUGAGUAAUACUCACCUGACAGUGUUAGUCAAAAUUAGAAAAAUGACUUCUAUAAAGGCAAAAAAAUAUUAGUAUAUUCCCAACAUUGACGUGUAAGUGAUUUAAUGGGAGCAAACGUGAUGAUAAUUGAACUGGAUUUUCAUCAAGGCAUACAAUGUAAAAUAUAAGCAUACUUAUUUACAGAUGUCCAACAGUUCCCAUGUGCUUCCCAUUUUUUGGAGGUUUGGAUCAGAUUGUUAAAUGGUGGUGAUUUUAGCAAAAGGCAAGGUGGAGACAUAUAAAACACUUGGGGCCUGAUCUACUAAGAUCCCAAAUAAUGAGUGCUAAAUUGUGUCAACAAAACAAAAAAUCGCACCUACUAUUAGUGCGCGUGCCAUUUUUAACAGGUUCGAAAGUGUUGCCAGUCACCGUAUUUAAAUGAGACGGUGGGCAGAGCGAUCCAGAUGCAGUGCUGUUCCACCAGCUCUAAAAUGGCAUUGCUGGAUAGAAAAUAUGUCUACUAUUUUUAUUUCUGACAGUCCAGAUAUGUUGACAAGUGCACGGAAGAGUCUUUCUCUGUGUCGUCUAUCAUUGCACCUACGCCUCCUCCACAAUGACCGCAGCCAUUUGUGCGUAACGCUAGCGUUUGCACCUGCCUUUCAAACGCGCUAAAAAUAAAUGCAGAAACACCGACACACAGUGAGUGUUAAGUUAUUACAUUUGCACCUGCUCUUAUUUUGUGACUUCUGAUAAUGUGCAUCUAUUCUGCAUAUUCAAGAAGGCAAACAUACUAUUUUGCUCAUUGGAGAAAUGCAGUCUGUUAGUAGAUCAGCUUUGCGCCCGUUAUUAAGAUGGCACCUGUUUUUAUACACGCAAACCUUUAGUAGAUCAGGCCCUGGGUCUUUUUGUCAUGCAUGGUCAAAUGAUAUACAAAUACCAUAUUUACACUGAUGCAAAGCUCUUUUUGUAUAUCAGUAACACACCCCAACUAACUGCUGCGUGUGCGUGCGUGUGGAUGAUGCAGUCUUUGUUGUUAUUUUUCUUGUACAGUUUUGACGUCGACAUGUAUUUUUGGAUUGGUGGGCUAGUGAUUGACUGCAUGACUGUCUAAUGUUUUCUCUUGGCGUGUUUAUGUCUGUCAACAUGUGCAAGCAUCUGUCUCCUUGCCUCCCUUGCCCCUUCCUGAGAACUGAGAACUGUUGAUUGUGGAUCUAAAUUAUCAAUUUCUCUGCAUGCGACACACAUUUCAUAUUACUCUGUGUGAGAAGCUACAUGACACGUUGAAACAUUCUCCAAAGAGAAGAUUUCCUUGUUUGUUGACUCUUCUUCCCAAACAAAAAUAUACAUUCUGCUGUUAAAAGAACUCCCCCUACACCGCUUUGUUUGUAUUCAAGUCAACAGAACGAUGGUGUUGCUGUUUAUUUGGAUAGCAAUCACUGAACUACUCUACUAGAAUCUUUACACAGGUGUUGGUUACCACUGCAGCAUGUACAGGUAUGACAUCAUGAAAUCACUGCUGCGUAAGACGGGCCUCUGACAAUAGCUACCGCACUUGAAAACAAUACCAGUGAUUCUAUAGGUACACUCCAUCAAAAUACAAACCUUAGAUCAUUGGUUUUUAAUCACAAUCUAAGUACUAAAGUCCAACUCCUAGAAAAACAAAAUAUUCCAUAUUAGUUCUCUACAGGCAUAUUGGGCUAAAAAACAUUUUUUUUAAACAUUGCUUAUAUUUUCAUAUUUCAUGCUUUACUGCUGGCUGAGAUGUGCAAAGGUGUUUAAUUCAUUAUUUAUUGUAUUGUGUUGCUGCAGUGCAGCUAGAAAGCGUAAAUCAAGGACGCUGAGAGUCUUUGCUUUUCAUUGACCAUGUUUACAUGCACACAAAUUCCGGUUAAGGUUCGUAUUCUUUUUAGGACAAGACAUGUUUGUGUCUGUAAGAAAUAAGAACAUUCCGUGUGAUUACAUGUCCAAAUAUCGUAGGUAAGGACGUCUUGAAGUCAGACGAAGACGACAAAAAGCCAGACCCCAAAGACAAAAUUCUUGCCUUCAUAUCAAAACCAUUACUUGAUCAAUUGAACGAACGAAACUGACUUGUUUAGGUUUUUCAGAUACAUCUAGAAAAGUUUAUCUAUCAUUACAUUGGUGUCCUCCUCACCGCCGAUGCCAUCCAAACAAAUCCCACAAUCCGACUAACCAUUUAUUCAGGCAUAUGCCAGGGGUCCGAAUUGGGUUUUUAAUAAUCGGAAAAUGACCUUGAUUGGGAAUUGGCAAUUUGAAAAAGGUGUUUGCAUGUCUCAAAAGUUUUCAAACUGGAAUAUUGUGUGCAUCUAAAUGUAGUGAUUGUUUGAUGUAUUGUCAAAACACCAAUAAUGAAAUAUCUUGUGACAAUGAAAGCGAAAUAACCAACCAAUGGUUUAUAGCAUUUUUUGGUUUCCCUGUGUCUUCAAUUGUGUCUGGAAACAGAGAAAGCAAAGGCCACCAUUUGUUCUUUGUUUUAGUGAUUGUCUUUCAUGUCAUAGGUGCUUUGAUUUGGAUGCUAUUUAUUAUUACAUGUGUUUAUUUGUGGCAAUGACAAAUCAGACCAUUAAAUCCAAAUUGUCAGUGCACUAUAAUUGGG